Rosa chinensis is the source of this 821-nucleotide messenger RNA. RefSeq names its product mitochondrial intermembrane space import and assembly protein 40 homolog. The record is from RefSeq and is a predicted model, not a curated record. The coding region runs from base 57 to 503 and encodes 148 amino acids. Gene Ontology annotation, cellular component: mitochondrial intermembrane space. NCBI's taxonomy places the organism in Eukaryota, Viridiplantae, Streptophyta, Magnoliopsida, Rosales, Rosaceae. Gene Ontology annotation, molecular function: protein-disulfide reductase activity. Gene Ontology annotation, biological process: protein import into mitochondrial intermembrane space. The transcript is spliced from 4 exons.
CUUGGACUACUGCUAGUCCUCUCCUCUCUUCUCUUUCAGAGACUCCAAGAGAAGAGAUGGGUCAAGUUCAAAGCGAGGCGGCGGCGGCAGCAGCAGCAGCAAAUGUGGAUCGACAAGGCCACGCCGUCUCCUCUGCUGCUUCCAUCGACUCUCUCAUUUCCGAAGCUGCAUCAUAUGGCAAUGAUGGGAACGAGUCUCUUGAUUUCAAGGCUCAGAAGGCCCUGGAGUGCCCUUGCAUAGCCGACUUACAAAAGGGCCCUUGUGGGCUUCAGUUUUCUGAGGCUUUUGUUUGUUAUCUGAAGAGUACUGUGGAAGAGAAGGGAUCAGACUGUGUGCAUCCGUUUGUAAUUUUGCAGAAUUGUAUUAAAGCUAAUCCAGAUGCCUUUUCUAACAACAUUUCAGAAGAAGAUGGAGUUAAGAAAGAGGAAAAGCUGACCCAGGAUUACAAAAUUAUCCCACCCUCGUGGUCCAAAGAAUCCCCCAGUCCAAAAUCCAAGCUGUAGGAGAAGAUCAGAACCAACCACAUUUGUUUCUCUUAGGAAACAGAAACUAUGAGUAAUAUUUAUAAAUGAAGUUGCCCUGUUACUGAAUAUCUCAAACGGAUCCAAAUAUAUUUGAUAAAAAAGAAGGGAUCUGACACUUGAUGCUACUUACUGAAUUAGUAGUAAGAACUGAUAGGGGUUCGAAUUUUGGUGCAUGAUUUCUGUAGUGAAAGCACUUGUGUCCUAUUCAGUUUUUUUCCCCUUCUGUACUGUUAAAAUCAGUUUAAAGACCAGUGAUAUUUAUAGAGGCUAGAAAGCCAGUUUGCUCCACAUGUAAUU